Messenger RNA from Didymodactylos carnosus, 1391 nucleotides. NCBI's taxonomy places the organism in Eukaryota, Metazoa, Rotifera, Eurotatoria, Philodinida, Philodinidae. The record is from the annotation of a GenBank genome assembly.
AUGGUUUCUGGUACAAAUCCAUCUGAUACAUUUUCAAAUGUUAUUCAAGGCAAAGUUGGUAGUGGCUAUAAUUUACCAAAAUAUCCAUGGGCACAAAUUAAAAUUCUACUUAUUUGCAAUAAAGAUGAAUUUGACGAUGAACGACAUAUGCUUUUAACAGAAACAUUACCAAAACUUCAACAAUAUUUUUUAGCACAAGGACUCUAUGUUCUAUUUAAUGAUAUAAAUCUAAAUUGGCAUUUUGAUUUUGCUCAAAAUCCUUAUCAUGUAUUAAGAUUAAUGAAAGAAAUACAAGAUUGUUAUCAUACAUCAUCUGGUCUAUUUUUACUAACAUUUGUUGGAAAUAAAUAUGGCAAUCUUGUUCUACCAGUUGAACUAUCUACAACCGAUUUUAAUAAUAUUAAAAAUCUUGCAAUCGAUUUAGGAAAAGAUUUUAAAUUAUUAGAAAAUUGGUAUAUUCUUGAUGACAAAGUAUCACCAUCUAUAUAUAAACUAAAAAAUCCUGAUGAUGAAUAUAAUCAUAUUUUAUGCAGUGUAAAUGAUAAUCAAGAAUGGCAAAAUGUUUAUACAUCAUUAAUUGAAAUAUUUACUCAAAUUUUAUACGAAAUGCCACCAAAAGAUGUCAAAGAGAAAAUAAAUACUAAAACAAAACAAGAAAUAAAUUCCUUACAAGACAUUCAACUCCUUUCCGGUGUUGAAACAUUAUUUAAUUUUGGUCUAAAACAAUCAACAUCCGGUUGUAUGUGUAUUAUUCGACAAUUUGAUGGUUUAACAGAGAAAAAUAAAGGUUGUGAAGUCUAUUUAGAUAUUAUCAAUAAUAAAAUUGAUAAAAUUCGUCAAGAUAAAUUAAAAAAAUUUCGUGAUAUGAUUAAUACAAAAUUAGAUGAUGAAAAUCGACAAUUACUUAAUUUAAAUUGGAAAGAUAAUGGUUUUCAAAUUGAUGAUAGUGAACAUCAACGAUAUUUAAGAACAUUAAAUGCUGCCAUAUUUUUACGUAUUAAAGUUAUUGUUGAUGAUUAUUUAUCAUCAACAACAACAACUGUAUUUAUACCUGAUUUAAAAUUUCAUGAAUAUUUAUUAUAUGAUGAAACUUUAACACAUUUAUAUCAUUAUCAAUCAUAUGUAAAUCAAACAUAUCUUGGAUUUGAUUCAUUAUUAGAAAAAAUUAAACGUAUUACAUUAAAUGCAAAUAAAAAUGAACAUUAUCCAUUAAUGAUUUUAGGUACAAGAGCAUCGGGUAAAACUUUACUUUGUACAAAAAUAGUUCAAAAUAUAUUAUCACAAUUAGGUGGUAGUAAAAAUGUAUAUUUAAUUGUCAGAUAUUAUAAUUUAACUAAUUCUAGUCGAAAUAUUAAUGAACUUUUAUUAUCAAUUUGUUCACAAUUAAAUUG